CGCUUUUCAGAUACUCGAUACUCAAAUCUGCGUUCUUCGUUUUCAGGUUUCACUUCGUGAUGAUCAUGUGACAGCGGAGUUUGAGUUCGAAUCGCACAAAAACUGUUUGAUGCAAGUUCUUCUGUUCGACCUAGAUUUUAAAUGGUGUAAGUCGGAAGAUUGAGCGGGGUUCUCACAGCCACGACGCCAUUUCCUGGCCAUCGUCGUCCUUCUUCCAACUUAGGUGAAAGCGUGCAGUUGAUGCAAUUUAAAGUCCCUAAUUGAUUAUUGAAUUCCACGUCUGCGCGAUGCGAAGCUCGUCGUUUCGAACAUUGAGGACCAUAGCUGGUUCUGCGAGAAGUCUUCUUGCUAGUUCUUCGCCAGCAGUUCCUUGUCUUGGGCAAUCAUCUCGUUGUUAUUUUGCCAAUGCGAGUCUUCAGAAACUGCAAAAAAAGGAAGCUAUUCCUUGUGAUUUCAUAAAAUGGUGUUCGCUUGGUUUCUUUCGGACUUCAAAAUUCGCUACUGGGUUCACCCCAUUGCAACCAAAGCCGUUGGAUUCGAUCAUUGAUAUGGAGAGAGCUAAAGAUCGGUCACCGGAGGACCUCGCUUCCAUCUGGGAUGAUUAUCAUUUGGGAAGGGGUCAUAUUGGGGCAUCAAUGAAGGCUAAACUAUAUCAUUUAUUGGAACAACGAGCAUCAGAUUGCCGAUACUUUGUUGUUCCUUUGUGGCGUGGAAGUGGUUAUACUACCAUGUUUAUUCAAGUACAUAUGCCGCAUAUCCUUAUCACUGGUCUUGAAGAUUACAAGGCCAGAGGAACUCAAGCAGCUCCCUACUUCACCGUGUCAUAUUAUAAAGAAUUUGCAGAGAGCAAGGAUUUGGUGCUUAUUCGGGGCGAUAUUGUGUUUACGAGCAAGCUCACCGACCAGGAGGCAGAAUGGCUUUUAGAGACCACCCAAUCCUUCUAUUUGAAUGAUGUUCGGUACAAACUGGUCGAACGGUUUAACAGACAAACACGAGAUUUCGAGUUCAAGGAUGUCUUGCAAGCACUCGAGAUGCCCAUUUUAUAAUUUCUGUGGAACUUAGCAGACAAUAAUGCCCUGUAAGAGGUAACAAGAAAUUUAUCAUCCCCCAUGGUCCGGAAUAAGCCCCAACAUCACUCAGCCUCUUCUUUUGAUUUGUUUAGAGAGAAUAUUCAAGAACUUUAUAGUUUAUUCUUCCCGGACGUUGGAUGUGAAGUUCAUAUGAUUUUGAGAAGUGCUCCCUUAUAACAGGAAGUAAACCCCGCUGUUUGUGUUUA
Momordica charantia (bitter melon) is the source of this 1276-nucleotide messenger RNA. RefSeq names its product ATP synthase F1 complex assembly factor. Gene Ontology annotation, biological process: mitochondrial proton-transporting ATP synthase complex assembly. Lineage: Eukaryota; Viridiplantae; Streptophyta; Magnoliopsida; Cucurbitales; Cucurbitaceae. The record is from RefSeq and is a predicted model, not a curated record. Gene Ontology annotation, cellular component: mitochondrion.